Spodoptera littoralis (African cotton leafworm) is the source of this 1320-nucleotide messenger RNA. NCBI's taxonomy places the organism in Eukaryota, Metazoa, Arthropoda, Insecta, Lepidoptera, Noctuidae. The record is from the annotation of a GenBank genome assembly.
AUGGCAUCGAAAACGAAAAGUUUUGUAACUCCUUUAAUUCGUCAUGUUACGAGCAGGGGUUACGCUCAGGCUGCACCAGCGGCUAGGAAGGAAUCCAAGGUAUCAAGUACAGUCCUCCCCAACAAAACUUUUGUAGCAGCCUUGGACAAUGGGUCCCCAGUCACUCGAGUAACUGUCGCGUUCAAGGCUGGUUCCCGUUAUGAGCCGCAGACUGAGCUGGGUGUUGCCCAUAUGCUUCGUUCUGCUGCUGGCCUUAGCACCAAGCAUGCCAACUCUUUCAUUCUGGCACGUAAAUUGGCACAGAUCGGUGCCUCUGUAACUGCUUCUGGUGACCGCGAGUUUAUCUAUUACACUCUGGAGACAACCCAGGACAAUUUGAAUGAAGCACUGGAGCUUUUGAACCAAGUGGUUUCUGGACAGGAGUUCAGACCUUGGGAGCUGGCUGACAAUGAGCCUCGUCUCAAGUUUGACAUUGCAGCACUCCCACCUCAGAUCCGUGCUGUGGACCUGCUCCACAAAGCUGCGUAUCGCCGUGGCCUGGGCAAUUCUCUUUUCAUCUCGCCCAAGAGGAUCGGCAAGAUUUCAUCCGAGUCUCUGCAGCAUUAUGCAUGCAAUCUGUUGACUGCCUCACGUUGCGCUGUUGCUGUCGUUGGGAGCACUCAGGAAAGGGCUAACAUGAUUGCUCAGCACCUGAACCUAUCUUCUAAUGAUUUUACUGCAGAAGCCACAAAAUAUAUUGGUGGAGAUUUGAGGAAAGAAAUGGGCGGUGAUCUGGCUCACAUAGCCCUUGCAGUCCAGGGCGCUCCAGCUGGCUCUCCACAGGCUCUCGCCUUAGCCGUUGCUGCUAAAGCUCUUGGCAACGGCCCGGUAACCAAGUGGGGUUCCGACAACUCGCCCUUGGCCAAGGCAAUCGGCAACGUUGGACCAUUCGCGGCAGCCGGCUUCAACGUGGCCUACUCGGACAGUGGCCUCUUCGGUGUUGUACUCUCUGUGCCUAAGGAUGAGGCCAACUCUGCAGUGAAGGCUGUAGGUAAUAUCCUGAAGAAACCUGCAUUGAAUGCUGCUGCUAUUCAGGCUGGCAAGAGCCAGUUGAAGCUACAGAUCCUGUGUGAAGGUGAUGCAGGAGCUUCCCUGGCCGAGUCUAUGACUGCACAAGGUUUCUACACUGGAUCUGUCAAGACACCUGCUGACAUUGCAAAGCAAAUUGAUGCCCUUUCGCCCAAUGAUAUCUCAAAGGCUCUUUCCAGUGCCGCCGCAAGCAAACUUUCCAUGGGUGCCGCAGGAAACCUAGCAUUUGUUCCCUACACAGAUGAAUUAUAA